This is a messenger RNA of Cryptotermes secundus, 830 nucleotides long. RefSeq names its product transcription initiation protein SPT3 homolog (gene Spt3). NCBI's taxonomy places the organism in Eukaryota, Metazoa, Arthropoda, Insecta, Blattodea, Kalotermitidae. Gene Ontology annotation, molecular function: transcription coactivator activity; protein heterodimerization activity. The record is from RefSeq and is a predicted model, not a curated record. Gene Ontology annotation, biological process: transcription by RNA polymerase II.
CCAUGAAAGAUCUGAAGAAAUGUAUCAGCAGUUACAUUCAGGACUUGCCAUUAGAUGGGGACUUGACAUUAGAGUCAUCCCGUGGAAAGAGACAGGGCCACAUGUGCAUGGACUUUCUGCAGUCAAUAGACCAGACAGGCGAACUCACAGAUACGUCUGCCAUUCCAGUUGAUGUGGUGAAGUAUGAGAGGAAUGUUCGUGCUGAGCGUUCAUCACGUGUCCUGGAUGAGACCAGGUAUCUGGAGUUUGUGAAUGCACGGAGGGCCUCAUUUAUCAUCAGCCCCAAGUCAGCACUGAAGUUUCGUGAAUGGCUGCGAAUGAGGUCGGAUGGCAACAGUGAGACUCCAAAAAUCAGCAGUGUUACUUAUGACUUGCUAGGUUAUAUGGCUUACGAGACAGUGGCACAGAUAGUGGACCUUGCAUUGCUGGUACGACAAGAUAAUUUGGCAUGUCCAGGUGCCCCAUUCAGCUGGUACAUGCCUGCAACAGGCUAUUCGACAGGCCAUUCUCUGGACUCCAGACAGAUAGAGUCUGCAGGUCCACUGACCCCAGCUGAGAUAAGAGAGGCACUGCGACGUUACUGGACGUCCCCCAUUGGACCUGCUGCUUUGUUUACGCGCAAUACUUUGUCACAUGUACACACACAUGUGCUGAGUUGUUGAUCAUAAUGUGUAGAUGCUGGACUGGUGUUUCUUUCAGUAAAUCAGAGGUCACCUCUUGGGUCCUGGAUUGGCUUAAGAGUCUGAACUGACUCCUCACUUGCAGGAAACCACAGACAUUUCUUUUUUGUGUUUCUUGCUUAAAUAUCAGAAUAAAUUGUUUAUACUCAA